Cryptococcus amylolentus CBS 6039 is the source of this 972-nucleotide messenger RNA. RefSeq lists its product as hypothetical. Gene Ontology annotation, cellular component: mitochondrion. Lineage: Eukaryota; Fungi; Basidiomycota; Tremellomycetes; Tremellales; Cryptococcaceae. The record is from RefSeq and is a predicted model, not a curated record. Bases 42 to 950 code for a protein of 302 amino acids. The transcript is spliced from 3 exons. Gene Ontology annotation, biological process: translational termination. Gene Ontology annotation, molecular function: translation release factor activity.
UGCCAUUCCAUCAUCUGUAUCUCCUUCCACCCCUCAGCUGCAUGACCAUGUUCCGCCCUUUCCUCAUCCCUCUCCGGCAUCCCACCCGCCUAGUCCACCACCUACAUCGACCCCUACCCACCCCUCGCUCCCUCCCCUUUCUCCCCUUAUACCCUUCUUCACCUACCGCCAAUGCUCUAAAAGCGUACUCUUCAAAGAAGAGGGCGAGAGAGGCGGAGAUAGAAGAGCUGGGGGAUGAUUUGUUUGGGGAUGAUUCUGGCGAGGCGGGUGAGGGGCAGGGGAAGGUUGGUGAGGCAUGGGAGACGGUGGGACAAGUUUCAGAGCUCGGGCAAGAGUCGAGUCGACCCGAGCAGGCUAUCCCGGUCAAAGAAACACCUGUCCGACCGAGACUUCCAAGCUCGAUCAAGAAACUCAACAGGCUCUUGUCGAGGCAAGCUAAAUUCGAGCUUUUGGAAGAAGAGCUCGAUGAGAAAUUCGUCAGAGGGCGAGGACCAGGCGGCCAAGCUAUCAACAAGACCAACUCUUCCGUAUCUCUUACCCACAUUCCAACGGGUAUCAGAGUUCAGUCCCAGCCAACAAGGUCCAGAGAAGAGAACCGCAAAAUAGCCAGAAAGAUCCUCGCUGAAAAACUCGCCGUUCUCAAAGCGACGGGUAAACUCCCCGGUAUGGCGCCGGAAGGAGAUGGGAUAGAGGGUGUUUCGGUUGAUAUGGGAGGAGAUGGAGAGGAGGAUGAGAAGAUGAGUAGGAAGGAGAGGAGGAAGAAGGAAGAGGUUAAGUUGAGUGAGACGUAUACCAAGGCAGAGAUUAGGGCGGCGAAGGAGAGGAAGCGAAAGGCGGAUAGGGCGAAGAAGGCAAAGAAGAAGUAUGGGAAUGGUAAGCGGGGUCAACAAGAAGAGGAGGAAGGUGGAGAAGAAGGGGAGGAAGAGCAAGGGUUGGACAAGAAAGAUUGAAGUUUACAGCGAUCAUGCAUAU